Messenger RNA from Engraulis encrasicolus (European anchovy), 765 nucleotides. RefSeq names its product trypsin-3-like. The transcript is spliced from 5 exons. Gene Ontology annotation, biological process: proteolysis. The coding region runs from base 1 to 741 and encodes 246 amino acids. The record is from RefSeq and is a predicted model, not a curated record. Gene Ontology annotation, molecular function: serine-type endopeptidase activity. NCBI's taxonomy places the organism in Eukaryota, Metazoa, Chordata, Actinopteri, Clupeiformes, Engraulidae.
AUGAAGUCUCUGAUCCUGUUGGCUCUCUUCGCUGUGGCUUAUGCCGCCCCCCUGGAGGAGGAGGACAAGAUCGUUGGUGGCUAUGAGUGCCAGAAGAACGCUCUGCCCUACCAGGUCUCUCUGAACUCUGGCUACCACUUCUGCGGCGGUUCCCUGAUCAGCAGCACUUGGGUUGUGUCUGCUGCCCACUGCUACAAGUCCCGCGUUCAGCUGCGUCUGGGUGAGCACAACAUCGAGACCAACGAGGGCACUGAGCAGUUCAUCAACUCUGCCAAGGUCAUCAGGCACCCCAGGUACAGCAGCUACAACCUGGACAACGACAUCAUGCUGAUCAAGCUGAGCACGCCCGCCAAGCUCAACAGCUACGUCAACACUGUGGCCCUCCCCUCCAGCUGCGCUGGCGCUGGAACCAGCUGCCUGGUCUCCGGAUGGGGCAACAUGAGUGGAAGUGGCAACAACUACCCUGACCGCCUGAGGUGCCUGAACAUCCCCAUCCUCAGCGACAGCACCUGCAGAGGAGCCUACCCCGGCCAGAUCACCUCCAACAUGUUCUGCGCUGGAUUCAUGGAGGGAGGCAAGGACUCUUGCCAGGGUGACUCCGGUGGCCCCGUGGUCUGCAACGGUGUGCUGCAGGGUGUGGUGUCCUGGGGAUACGGCUGUGCCAUGAGGAACAAGCCCGGUGUCUACGCCAAGGUCUGCAACUACAACUCCUGGAUCAGCAGCACCAUGUCCUCCAACUAAGUUAUUCAUCUACGAUGAGACUGA